Molecule: messenger RNA, 363 nt
Organism: Sclerotinia sclerotiorum 1980 UF-70
Lineage: Eukaryota; Fungi; Ascomycota; Leotiomycetes; Helotiales; Sclerotiniaceae
Exons: 3
Coding region: 1-363 (120 amino acids)
Source: RefSeq, a predicted model, not a curated record
AUGACGCCGAUGUGUGCAAAAGGGGCUUCCUGGAGAAAAGGGGCAUACAAACUUCAGAAAAGAUAUAGACAAAUCACGGCUGAGAAUUCAAACUUGACAAUAAACAAGCACAGCAACCGUUUUCCAAGGAUCUCAAGAUAUGGAAUAAAGGUACUCCACAACACCUCAGAAGAUUUUGAAAAUGUCGCUAAUGCUCGACUGAGCUUGGGCUGGUCCAUACUCCACACAUCUGGCAAAACAAGGCAACUUAUUCCUUUUUCCCUCGCCUUACUCAAGGCUCGUGAAAUCUCUGAGAAGUUAACCUCGCAGAUGAUAAGUAACUCAAUACUGGAAGUUGGAAGCGAGAAUUGUGCCUUAAAUUAG